Lipotes vexillifer (Yangtze River dolphin) is the source of this 1120-nucleotide messenger RNA. RefSeq names its product TCF3 fusion partner (gene TFPT). Gene Ontology annotation, molecular function: DNA binding. Gene Ontology annotation, cellular component: Ino80 complex. The record is from RefSeq and is a predicted model, not a curated record. NCBI's taxonomy places the organism in Eukaryota, Metazoa, Chordata, Mammalia, Artiodactyla, Lipotidae. Gene Ontology annotation, biological process: positive regulation of apoptotic process; apoptotic process; apoptotic signaling pathway. The transcript is spliced from 6 exons. The coding region runs from base 317 to 1078 and encodes 253 amino acids.
GAGCCUGAUAAGCGGAGAAUCGCCAUAGUCUGACGACAGGGUGUCAAGACAAGAAUAAAGUCGAGGGCAACUCAGACCACUGGUGGAGGCGUUCGACGAGAAAGCAAGGCUUUCAGCCGGGAGUCGAGGUGGAGGUGGAGGGGUUGGGGAGCGGAGCCGGAAAAUAGGAAACUACAGCUCCCAGAAGGCGUAGCGGCAAGGUCCCGGAUGCUGGGGUCGUGAAGCCUGAUGGGGAAGGUAGUUUUGCGAGCGACUUAACCUAGAGGUUAGCGAGGUUGGAAGUUCUGAGGCCCGGGGCGCCCGGAGUCGGAGAGAGAUGGAACUGGAGCAGAGAGAAGGGACCAUGGCAGCUGUGGGCUUUGAAGAGUUCUCGGCGCCGCCAGGCUCAGAGUUGGCGCUGCCUCCUUUGUUCGGUGGUCACAUCCUGGAGAGCGAGCUUGAGACAGAAGUGGAGUUUGUGUCUGGGGGUCUGGGUGGCUCCGGGCUCCGGGAGCGAGAUGAAGAGGAAGAGGCAGCCCGGGGCCGGCGGCGGCGCCAGCGGGAACUAAACCGCAGGAAGUACCAGGCACUAGGUCGACGCUGCCGGGAGAUCGAGCAGGUGAACGAGCGGGUCCUGAACAGGCUCCAUCAGGUACAGAGGAUAACUCGGAGACUCCAGCAGGAGCGGAGGUUCCUCAUGAGAGUGCUGGACUCCUACGGUGAUGACUACCGCGCCAGCCAGUUCACCAUCGUGCUGGAGGACGAGGGCAGCCAGGGCACAGACGCCCCCACCCCAGGCAACGCCGAGAACGAGCCUCCAGAGAAAGAGGGGCUGUCCCCGCCUAGAAGGACGCCCGCACCCCCAGAACCUGGCAGCCCGGCCCCUGGCGAGGGGCCCAGCGGGCGGAAGAGGCGGCGAGCACCCCGGGACGGCCGCCGAGUGGGAGCUGCGCUGACUCCAGAACUGGCCCCAGUGCAGAUUAAGGUCGAGGAAGACUUCGGCUUUGAAGCGGACGAGGCCCUAGACUCCAGCUGGGUUUCUCGGGGGCCGGACAAACUGCUGCCCUACCCGACCCUAGCCAGCCCCGCCUUUGACUGACCCCACCCCCACCCCAGUAAACCAACCCCUACACUCGCCUCG